Bactrocera oleae (olive fruit fly) is the source of this 811-nucleotide messenger RNA. Its product is annotated as nicotinamide/nicotinic acid mononucleotide adenylyltransferase 1. The record is from RefSeq and is a predicted model, not a curated record. Gene Ontology annotation, molecular function: nicotinate-nucleotide adenylyltransferase activity; nicotinamide-nucleotide adenylyltransferase activity. Gene Ontology annotation, biological process: NAD+ biosynthetic process. Lineage: Eukaryota; Metazoa; Arthropoda; Insecta; Diptera; Tephritidae.
GCUUUUAUUUCAAGCAAAAACUUCUAUGACAUUUCAUAUAUUUUUAUAUAAAAAAAAUAUAUAUAUUUGAUAAACACAAUCAAUGUCAAAGCAAAAAUGCUUGUUACCGCGUUUAAUACUGAUUGCUUGUGGUUCGUUCAAUCCACCAACUUUGAUGCACUUGCGCAUGUUUGAGAUAGCAAAAAAUCACUUAAUGGAGCGUGGGGCCUUUCAGGUAAUCGGUGGCAUAAUGUCACCAGUACAUGAUGCGCAACGGAAGCAAGGAUUAGUGGCAGGCAAACACAGAUUGGCUAUGCUGAGAUUGGCGCUGCGCUCUUCUAAAUGGAUACAAGCCUCCGACUGGGAGUUGCAACAGCCGCAAUGGACACCAACGGUGGACGUGCUGAAAUACCACAAGCUCUGCAUAAGCAAUGUGAUGAAAGAUAAAGUGGAAGAUAAGAGAGAGAUGCUGCCGGCAGAAGUGACUGAGUACACAGGGGAGGUACAUUUGAGAUUUUUGGCGGGCGCCGAUUUGCUGGCGACAUUAGCCGAUCCGCAGUUGUGGACAAAUGAGGAGGUUGAAACUAUGUGCAGUUAUGGCUUGGUGGUAAUUUCCCGCCUUGGUUCGAAAUCAGAAAAGUUUAUUUUUGAAUCCGACAUGCUCUCGAAGCAUAGUCGUAAUAUUGAGUUGGUGACAAAUUGGUCGACAAACAAUUUGAGUUCUACUUUGGUGCGUCGUUUACUAAAACGUGGUCAGUCUGUGAAAUAUCUGAUUGACGAUGACGUCAUUGAAUAUAUAACUAAAUAUAAUUUAUACAACAGUUAAACUAGA